GCGGCGAUACGAGCGCUGCGGUUGAAUUCUCCAUCCGCUCGUCAAACUGCAGAAGAAGCAGCUGCUUCACAACAUUCGGCGCAAUGGAGUCGAACGAUGCAGGUCGAGGCGGCUGGAAGACUCAUCAGAAGAGUAAGAUGAAUGUGAUCAUGCGACAGGAGGAGCUGAUCGCUCAGAAGAAGAGAGAGAUCGAGGCCAGACUGAAAGAACAGGCUCAGCUGAGGCAGAAGCCCAUCCAGAACCAGAACCAGAGCCUGGACCUGGACCAGAACAAAACCAGCAGUUCUCCUCCCUCACAGGAAUCUUCAUCUUCAUCAUCAUCAUCAUCAUCAUCGUCGUCAUCAUCAUCCUCAAAUAAGUUUGUGAAUGACGGCAGUUUCCUGCAGCAGUUUCUAAAGAUGCAGCGAGAGAAAUCCAGCGCUGAUGAAGGAUCGGCCGGCUCCGCCCCCAGCGCACAGAGCCCGCCUUCGGGCGGAUCUCAGGCUCAGAAGAGGAGCAUUUUGAUCGGCAAGCGUCCGGGUCUGGGCGUCAGCAGCAUGAUCAAUCAGUUCAAAAACUACUCGCAGUCCAAGAAGACGGCGCUGCCCGCGACCCGACCCAGCGUGUUCAGCUCACCGGACGAUGAAGAGGACGAGGACAUUGAUGCGCACUAUCUGGAGGUCAAAGUUUCCCCCCCAGAGGACGGAGACCUGCGCCUCGUCGUCGACAAGAUGGCCGCGUUUGUCGCCGAAGGCGGUGCUGAGCUGGAGAAGAAGGCCAUGGAGGACUACAAAGACAAUCCCGUCUUCUCGUUCUUGUUUGAGAGGAGCAGCAAGGAGUAUCUGUACUACAGGAGGAGAGUGGCUGAGAUCAGACGAGACACUUCGGCUCAGAACGAUGUCUCCUCCUCAGUGGACGACAGCACCAGGAAGGUGGCGGAGAAACUGGCGCGCUUCGUGGCGGACGGCGGCCCGGAGGUGGAGAUCAUGGCUGCUCAACACAACCGAGACAAUCCCGCUUUCAGUUUCCUGUACGACUAUCAGAGCGCAGCUCAUCGCUUCUAUAAGGCUAAAGUGGACGAGUACCGUCAGGCCAAGACCAGCAGCGAGUCACAGACGGCCGCUCAGCCCGUCUCACAGGAACACACGCACACGCCCGCCGCCGCCAAGAGGAAGAGGAAGAGCCGCUGGGGAGCCGAGGAUGAUAAAGUGGAGCUGCCCUCACCGACACUCAUCAGCCCUGCUGCUCCAGCCGCCGGAUCCAACACUCCUGCUCUGACUGAUCAGGAGCUGAGCAGUCUGGGAUAUAAGAAGGGGAAGCCUGUCGGUCUGGUGGGUGUGACGGAGCUGUCAGACGAACAGAAGAAACAACUCAAAGAACAACAAGAAAUGCAGGAGAUGUACGACAUGAUCAUGAAGCACAAGCGUGCGAUGCAGGACAUGCAGCUGUUGUGGGAGAAAGCCAUCAAAAACCACCAGCACGAGUACGACAGCGAUGAGGAAGUGGAUCCCGAGGACGGAACCUGGGAACAUCGGCUGAGACAGAUGGAGAUGGAGAAGACCAGAGAGUGGGCGGAGCAGCUGACGGAGAUGGGCAAAGGGAAACACUUCAUUGGUGACUUCCUGCCUCCGGAUGAGCUGGAGAAGUUCAUGGAGACGUUUAAAGCUCUGAAGGAAGGCAGAGAUCCAGAUUACUCCGAGUACAAGGAGUUCAAGCUGACGGUGGAGAACAUCGGCUUCCAGAUGCUCAUGAAGAUGGGCUGGAAGGAGGGCGAAGGUCUGGGCUCAGAUGGACAGGGCAUCAAAAACCCCGUCAACAGAGGCAGCACGGCGGUGGACGGCGCAGGCUUCGGUGUGGACAGACCCGCUGAACUCACCAAGAGUGACGAUGAAUACGAUGCUUUCCGUAAGAGGAUGAUGCUGGCGUAUCGCUUCAGACCGAACCCUCUGAACAAUCCCAGGAGGCCGUACUAUUGAACGCAGCAGCAUCUCCUCUGGAUCCACCAUUCUUGUUUUGUCUUUUUUCUCAUAACAGGUUGAAUUAUGAUGUGCUUUAUUUCAAAGAAUAGAUUUUUUUUUCCACCCGUCUCGAGUUUGUUUUAAUGAGCCGUCACAGACUCGAGCCCUUCACGUGUUUCUGUUUGUUUCUUUAAAGAUGUUGAUUUAUUAUAUUACAUUUAUUCAAAACUGUAAAAGCCCACGAUAUAGUAAGCUGCGUAAUAUAAUAAUAACAUCAGUGCAAGUUCCUGGAUUUUAUGUCUGUUUUACCUGUUAAGGAGCACAGAUAUUACAAACAAAACCUGAUCGACUUCUUCGACCUGCACAAACCCUCUCGGUCGUUUUGGGCUCGUUACAGUCCUGAUUAAACUCAACCGUCUGUCAUUGACUCUGUGAGAUCAAUUAAACGUCUGUGCUCUCAA
Molecule: messenger RNA, 2398 nt
Organism: Labeo rohita (rohu)
Lineage: Eukaryota; Metazoa; Chordata; Actinopteri; Cypriniformes; Cyprinidae
Gene: sugp1
Product: SURP and G patch domain containing 1
Exons: 14
Coding region: 84-1955 (623 amino acids)
Biological process (GO): RNA processing
Cellular component (GO): nucleoplasm
Molecular function (GO): RNA binding
Source: RefSeq, a predicted model, not a curated record